Molecule: messenger RNA, 930 nt
Organism: Erinaceus europaeus (western European hedgehog)
Lineage: Eukaryota; Metazoa; Chordata; Mammalia; Eulipotyphla; Erinaceidae
Product: putative olfactory receptor 5AK3
Exons: 1
Coding region: 1-930 (309 amino acids)
Biological process (GO): sensory perception of smell; G protein-coupled receptor signaling pathway
Cellular component (GO): membrane
Molecular function (GO): odorant binding; G protein-coupled receptor activity; olfactory receptor activity
Source: RefSeq, a predicted model, not a curated record
AUGACACAAGGAAAUAACACUGAAGUGACAGAAUUCUUUCUUCUGGGAUUUGCUGGUCAGCACAAGUUUCGAUACAUUCUCUUCAUCUUAUUCCUAGUCAUCUAUGUCACCACUAUGGUGGGGAACAUUGGUAUAAUUCUGCUCAUCAAGACAGAUUCCAGACUUCAAACACCCAUGUACUUCUUUCUACAACACCUGGCUUUUGUGGACAUCUGUUACACCUCUGCCAUCACUCCCAAGAUGUUACAGAACUUCAUAGUAAAAGACAAAUUGAUAUCAUUCAGAGGUUGUCUCAUGCAGUUAUUGGUCUAUGCAACAUUCGCCACCAGUGACUGUUACCUGCUGGCUGCCAUGGCUGUGGACCGCUAUGUGGCCAUCUGCCACCCACUUCGCUAUUCCAUAGUCAUGUCUCGAAGAGCCUGUAUCCAAUUGUUAGUUGGUGUUUACAUUGUGGGCUCCAUAAAUGCUUCUGUUCACACAGGUUUAACAUUCUCACUGUCCUUCUGCAGGUCAAAUGCCAUCAAUCACUUCUUCUGUGACGUUCCUCCGAUUCUCACCCUUUCUUGUUCCACUAUUGACAUCAACAUCAAGUUACUUAUAGUCUUUGUGGGAUUUAACUUGCUGUUCACAGUAUCAGUCGUCACCAUCUCCUACCUAUUUAUCCUGACUGCCAUCCUGAAGAUGUCUUCUGUUUCCGGGAGGAAGAAAGCCUUCUCCACCUGUGCCUCCCACCUGACAGCUGUCACCAUUUUCUAUGGAACCCUCUCCUACAUCUACCUACAGCCCUCCUCAGGUAAUUAUGAGGAGAAGAUGAAAGUGGCCUCUGUGUUUUAUGGUAUAGUGAUCCCUAUGUUAAAUCCCUUAGUCUAUAGUUUGCGAAAUAAGGAGGUAAAAGAAGCUUUGAAAUGGAUGCUGAAAAAAUUCUCCUAG